AUGCUGGCCUUGUUAGUUAACGUUUUGUCGAUAACACUUGAAGUCUUAUCGUACUUAUUUGAUGCAAUCCUCUUCAUUCCCUAUUACUUUUUUGACAACCAUGCUGAAAUUAUGACAAAGACCAAACAGGCAAAGGCUAAGCCUUUGGUGGAAAAUGACUCAAGCAGUCCCUAUAGAUCAUUGGAAGUGUAUGACGGAUUGUUGACAACUCCAGUGCCAGAUUGUAGAACCAUUACAGAUUUGUUUGACUACGCUGUCAAGAAGUUUGCUGAUGUUGAGACCUUGGGUACCAGGGAGUUGCUCUAUGAGGAGGAAGAAAAACAACCAAAUGGAAAAUUUUUCAGCAAAGCCAUUUAUGGUGAUUAUAAAUGGUUGACAUACAAACGUGUCCAAACUCUGGUUGAGGACUUUGGCUGUGGUCUGGUUCAAUUGGAUCCAAGUUCAACUGUUUGCAUAUUUGCAGACACCUGUGCUGGCUGGCUCAUUUCUGCCUUUGCAUGUUUCAAGUAUAAUGUGCCAUUGACUACGUUGUAUCCGACACUCGGAGAAGAUGCAAUCAAACAUGGUCUGAAUGAAACUGAGGCCAGCAUACUCAUCACUACUGCUGAUGGAAUCAACAAGUUCAAGAAUGUUGUAAAAGAUUUGCCAAGCUUGAAGUACAUAAUUUUCAUUGAUGAUUUCUUCCUGAACCAUAACAAGAAACCAGCUUUGACAUCAUUUGAAGGCUCCCAAGUACAAGUUUUACCAUGGUCUAGAGUUAUGGACAACGCUCUAAUCAAAAGUCGUCGUCCAAAGCCAGAUGACUUGGCAAUCAUAAUGUACACUAGCGGUUCCACCGGCCAGCCUAAAGGUGUGUUAAUAUCUCAUAGAAACAUCUGCUGCAGUAUGGCUGCCUUUAUACACGCUCUUGGAAAUUUAAAUCCUUUGGACACCAUAGUUGCCUACCUGCCACUGGCCCACAUGCUUGAACUCAGUGCUGAGAUGUCCAGUUUUUUUGCAGGCGUCCACAUUGGUUACUCAUCUCCCAACACGCUCAACGACCAGUCUUCCAAAAUAAAGAAGGGAAACAGAGGUGACGUAUCCGUCCUGCAGCCCACACUCAUCGCCAUCGUGCCUGUUAUAAUGGAUCGUAUGUACAAAGCAGUUUGGGACAAAGUGAACCAAGGAAAUGAAUUUCAGAAACUCUUUUUCAAAUUUAUUUACAACUACAAGAGAAAGUGGUACCGAGCAGGCUAUCAAACCCCAUUAAUUGAUAGGUUGGUCUUCAAGAAGCUGAAGAGUUCGGUUGGUGACAAGUUGCGGUUGAUGGUUUCUGGAGGUGCCCCAAUCUCUGAUACAACGCAAGAGUUCAUGAACAUCUGUUUCUGCUGUCCAGUGCUUCAAGGAUACGGUCUCACUGAGACUUGUGGUGUUGGCUCCAUUCAACCACUUUAUGAACGUACAGCAGGCCGAGUUGGUCGUCCGUUGCUUUCCUGCGAAAUCAAAUUAGUUGAAUGGCCUGAAGGUGGAUAUUCUCCGAUGGAUAAGCCCAACCCUCGUGGCGAGAUAUGGAUAAGCGGAGCGAUGAUAUCAAUGGGAUACUACAAGAACCCUGAGAAAACAGCCGAAAGUUUCAAAGUGAUUGAUGGACAACGAUGGUUUGCGACUGGAGACAUUGGAUUGUUUGAGUCGGACGGAUGCCUGAGAAUUAUCGAUAGAAAGAAAGAUUUGGUGAAACUACAGGCAGGUGAGUACGUCUCUCUUGGAAAAGUUGAAACAGUUUUGAACCUGAGUCCUUACGUUGACAACAUCUGCCUGUGUGCUGACCCACUGAAGAACCACACUGUUGCUCUCAUCCUGCCUUACAGGAAGAACUUGAUUCAACUGGCUUCUGAAUUGGGACUAAUUCUCAAUGGUGGAGACAUUAGAAAGAUCUUCGACGAUGAAAGAAUAGUUGAGGCAGUUUUUAAAAAUCUGAAAGAGGUGGCCGCACAAGGAAAACUUGAAAAAUUUGAGACUCCCACAAGAAUCAAAUUGGUGAAAGAACUGUGGACAACUGACGCUGGAUUCGUGACGGAGGCCUUCAAACUGAAGAGAAAAUUCAUUGAGAGCUACUACAAGGAUGAUAUAAGGAAGUUGUAUGCCUAG
Molecule: messenger RNA, 2127 nt
Organism: Helobdella robusta
Lineage: Eukaryota; Metazoa; Annelida; Clitellata; Rhynchobdellida; Glossiphoniidae
Exons: 15
Coding region: 1-2127 (708 amino acids)
Biological process (GO): neuron differentiation; long-chain fatty-acyl-CoA metabolic process; long-chain fatty acid metabolic process
Cellular component (GO): plasma membrane; lipid droplet; endoplasmic reticulum
Molecular function (GO): long-chain fatty acid-CoA ligase activity
Source: RefSeq, a predicted model, not a curated record